Molecule: messenger RNA, 2254 nt
Organism: Selaginella moellendorffii
Lineage: Eukaryota; Viridiplantae; Streptophyta; Lycopodiopsida; Selaginellales; Selaginellaceae
Exons: 2
Coding region: 14-1837 (607 amino acids)
Source: RefSeq, a predicted model, not a curated record
UUAGGGUUUGGAAAUGGAGGAGAGUUUGUUCGACGACGAGGAGCGUCCCAUCAAGAGAAAGGUACGUUUCCAUCCGGCAGGAGAAGAGAGAGUGAAGAGGCAGCAGCUGGAAGGUGCUGAGUUCUUUCUGGUCCCUGAUGAGAUUACCAACGCGAGCAGAUUGUGGCAAUGGAUCAAACAGAUCAAUCCGAAUGUUCGGGCCCGUCUUACUCCCCAGGGUUGGAUGGCGAUGGUGGGCAGCAGUGUGAGAGAUGGGCCUCUUCCGCAUGAAUUCGACUUGCACUUCCGCGAGGCUCUGUCCGCCAGGGUUGAAUGGAUGGAGGAUCUAGUCUCCCGGAUAGAUAACUGGAGCGAUGCUAUUUUGACGCCAGACAAUGUUAUCACGCCCCUGCCCUGGCCGUUUGUGCCCGUGGAUGAUUCUACUGCUGCUGCUAGUGACUUCAAGUUGCGCGUCUUGGACUUGGGUGACAACGACACGCUCCAGUCUAUCUGGGGUAAAGAGAGCGCGGUGAAGAUCCUGGAAAGGGAAUGCUACAAAGAGCUUUGGGAGGUUGGAGUGAAACCGUUGUUUGAGCAGAAUCGCAGGGUGGCCAUCUUGGUUCUGGGAAACCCAGGCAUUGGAAAGACCGGUUUCUUGCUCCACGUGCUCGUCAUCUUGCUCAAAGAGAAGAGGAAAGUCUUGUUGCGAACAAAAGGUGGUUCUCUUUACUACUUCAAUCCAGAUGCGGCUGGGAACUACCAUACCUCCAUGGUUGGGAGUUAUAGCGAGGCGAGGCUGGACAGGGAUCGAGACCUUGUCUUUCUGGCGGACGAAAAGCUACCGGACGUGCCCGUUUUUCUUGGAAAGGCGCUUCUUGCGUCUACACCUCUCCGGAGCAACUACAAGGACUACGAGAACGAUGCUGCGUGCAGGAAGUUUUUUCUACCGGUCUGGCCUAGCAGGGAGCUUUCACUUCUGAGGCAAGUAGUAUUUCCGGACAAGGAUCUGCAGGCUACGAAUGAGAGAUACAAACAAUGGGGUGGAAUCCCGAGAUAUGUCUUGGAGAUCACCUCGGAUGAUUUGGUAGGCAUCAUUCAGAGAAUGCCAGCCUUGGCAGACGUUGUGACAGCCACGUCUUCUGGUGCUGUCGAGUCGGAUCAUCCAAGUCAUAAAGCUCUCUAUCUACGAGUCCGUGACAAUUAUAAGAGCUACGACUUGCAGUAUGCUUCUCCUUUUGUGAGGAGGACCGUGUAUGAGAAGCUUCACAGGGAUCAAGUCAACACGCUCAGAGCCUUCGUAUCUUUCAGGGGAACUGCACUGGAGGGAUUCGCUGCUUUGAAAGGAGGCAUUUUACAAGAACACUUCAGAAAUAUCUCGCAGAACGCCAAGCUCUUCAGAGUGUGUGAGGUCUUUGAAGACGUGGCUACUAAGUCGACAGGACCUUUAAUGCAGGAAUUUGCUUUCGGCAAGCCUGUUACAGUUUGGAGCGUUGAUGACUUGACUUCACCGUACGUCUACGACUCUAUAGUAUGGCCGGAGAACCCCAUCGAGGACACCUUAGACGCUCUGCUCCUAACCAAGAACGCUGCAAAACAAGAUGUUUUGCAGCUCUUUCAAGUGACAGUGACCUCUGGAAGACAUGCCCACGGGCUUAAAUACAAUGGACUCUUGAGAGUGAUGGACAACUUUAAGGUUCCUCCAGCCCGAGUUGACGUUUACAUAGUUACUACGAACGAUCUCUUUGCAGAUGCAGGCUGGCAGAAUUGGAGGAUCAAGAACAACAAUGUUUUGGCUGACAAGAAAAUCAAGCAGCGGCUCAUCGGUAUUCGGCAGUUUGCAUUGGAUUCUAACGCGUAGGCUAAGUGCUCUAAGUCCUUCCCAAUUCUGGUUUGAUUUUUCGACAAUUUAUUGUAUGAAUAACGAUAAAAUGUAUUCUGUAGGUUGAAAUAUGUGUGGUGGGUUCUGGUAUGAACGGCGAUACAGAUCCAUCUUUUCUUCUAGCCUUAACAGAGAAACAGGAUUGUGUCAUUGGUCUUUAUGUAACUGAUACGUCAAGGGCGUUGUGUAUGCUUGGUUCGGGACGACUGUACCAGGUGAAAACUGAGGACUAUCUUAACCGAGUUACGGCCUGUUGAACUCGCAUGGUUUUCUGGCGGAUGCAACGGAGACAGCGCUGCGUGAAAACACAAAAAAACCUUCGUUCACUAAAUUAACUCCAUCUAAAGAGUUUUGGGAUGCCGACCAAACGUUAAAGGAAAUUGAAUCGAUCCUAUA